This is a messenger RNA of Triticum dicoccoides, 2776 nucleotides long. RefSeq lists its product as uncharacterized. The coding region runs from base 46 to 2103 and encodes 685 amino acids. The transcript is spliced from 12 exons. The record is from RefSeq and is a predicted model, not a curated record. Lineage: Eukaryota; Viridiplantae; Streptophyta; Magnoliopsida; Poales; Poaceae.
CCCCCUAUCGAAGCCAUCGAUUCGAAUCAGACCCACGGCGAGGAAAUGGCACAACGGCCGCGGUGGCAGGAGAGGCAGCAGCUCGCGCGCCUCUGCGACCUCGUCGCCGACUCCCUCCUUCCCCACCUCGAACCCGAACCGCUGGCGACGCGGCGGCCGCAGCUCACGCGGGAGGAAGAGCGGCGCAUACUCGUCGCGCUCUCCCGGGUAAACAAGGCAAUUCGAGGAUGGGACGACGACGAGGUGGAUGAUGGGGAGCAAGGGCGCGCAUGGGAUCAGAUUGUUUCGUGUUCGGAAGCUCACAGUUGCUGUUUGCCACCUGACUACCAUUUUGAUGAUGGGUUUAGCUGCCUGACCAAUAUUAUCUCCAUAGUGGUUGGCUUACUUCAUCUAUGUAGUGAUUAUAUUAAGCAUUCAGCUGGGAAUAUCUUGAUGGCCAUCUCUAAUUCCCUAAUGAAGUUUGAAGCCGUUUGGAUUCAGUUUGUUGAGCUGGUCUGGGCAGCUAUACACACGGUAUCAACAUGCGCUCAUAAUCAUUCUACAAUUAAUGCCACCAAAGGUUGUGUUGGUUGUUCAUCUGCUGCGGAAAGCAUAAGUCAUGACACUAUGACUAAAAGAACCAGCAUUACAAGCUUUAUAGCAGUACUCAAACUACGAUGUGUCAAUACCAGUAGGCAGAUAAUGACUUGCCUCUUUCGAGCACUACACAUUAUUCUGAAGCUUCUGAAACUCAAUGACUCUGAACUGAAAGAUGACUUCAUUUGCCUGUCCAUUCAUCAUAUUCAGAAGUUACAUUGGGAUCCUGGUUACCAACUCAAUGCCGGGAAAGUUGUCAGCAUUGUCACGGAUGACCGACAUAGUUUGAGUGAAGAUUCUGCACAGUUUGGAAUAGUGUCAGGCAGUCUCCUCCAGCUCUUGUGCUCUUUAGUUGAGCAAAGUGACACAGAAGACACAGAUCGACGAGAUAUAUUUGUGAAACUUGCAGAUGUCAUUCCUAGAUUAGGAACUUUCUUACAAGAGCAACAGGAUACCCCCAAAAGUCUCUCUCAGUAUUCAAAGCACAAAAUAUUGAUGUUAAUGAUAAGGCUUAAGCCUCACAUACAGCAGAACUGCUCACAUAUUGUUUGUUUGCUGAAAUUACUUAGACGCCACUUUCAGAGUACACUCCAUGAACCUAUGUUCCAACAUAGCACUAAACUGGAGAACUGUUUAGAAGGAUCCCCAUUUUUGUUAAGUGGUGUAGGUUUGGGCGAGCUUCAGGAUAAAUCUACUCGGCACUUACAAAGGCAGGCUAUGUAUUUGUUUCUUAGUUGUUCGAUAGUCUUGGCUUGCAGUGGAAAUGAUAGUAGACUGAAAUGUUCAUGUAAGAGAGAUCAAUGUUGUCACAAGGGGCAAGGCUGCACUGAUAAUUGCAACUAUUUUGGCUUAUCAGAAAUCUCAGUUUGGUUUCAGAGAUGUUGCUUAGACAAGAUUUUGGACUCAAAAUCAUCAACAGACAUUGUUUUAUGCUUUCUGCAGUUAUAUAUGGAGGAGGACGAUAUGUUAUUCAUCAUUCUCUUGCAGCUUUUGGAUGCUCCGCUUAUUUCGUUGGCAAUAGAUAAGAUGGAAACUAAAUGGACGUCUGAACUGAUUGGUGCCAAACUGUUCUCCAUAGUUUUUGACCCAGUUCAUAUUUUUCAUCAAUGGCUUUCAUUGUUGCACUAUGAUCACUUGGUACUUGUUGAUUAUCUCAUAUCUAAAGAUGUAGGUGUGCAUUGUGCCCAGUAUCUAUUACGGUGCUUACGACUGGUAUCCGGGUGUUGGGAUGCUUUUGUCGAUGAUUCAGUUUACGAGGCACAGAUACAAAAAUUCAACUGUAAAAGGCAAAGAACCUUGAAAGAUAUAAAUAGUUUCACUGGUAGCUCAAUGGAAGGCACUAAGUUAGGUUCCUCUUAUGACAAGGAAAAUAAGAGCAAAGAACAGCUUUUCCUGAGUGCUAAAGUUUGUCUCCUUUCGUUAAAGCAAACUUUGGAAGAUCUUCAUAAGAAAGAUUUAUUCCCCUACAAUCCAAAGCCUCUCCUUAAAAGCUUGUCCAGAUUUGAGGAGCUCUGUGCGCAGUACUGAAACAAUUAAGUUGCACCCGGUGACACGCUACCGUUUCUGCGGUUGAAUAUUUGGUAAUCAGAUACUGUAAUUUCCUUUGCUGGUUACAUGCGUAUAUAUUGGCUCGCACAAUUCAUUUGGUAACUACAACUUUUAAUUAGUACUUCAGUUUAUGAUCUGGUUUCUUCGAUUGGUUGUCCACGGUCUUGAACGCUUCUCCGGCCUCUCUGCGGCGCGGUCUGGCCUCCAUUGCCACCCUCAUUGCCUGGUCACUCUGGCAACACCACAAGGCUGCAGUCUUCGACAAGAUCAUGCCCUCAACCUCGGACCUUGUUCGCGCGAUCAUGGAGGAAGCUCGCUCCUGGGCAGCUGCCGGAGCCAAAGGAGUUGCAUUAAUCUCUGUAACUUGAACUGAUGUUUUUGGGGCUGUGCAUCCCCUCUGUCCUCUGCUCACCUAGCGUCCCGGCCACGCCAGCUUGUGUAGGUGGCUAGGUCGCUUCUCUGUACUUUCUCCCCUCUAUCAAUGCAAAGAUACGCUCCAAAGCGUAUUCGCGAAAAUGCUUAUGAUCUGGUGUACCAUCUGAAUUGGCUGAAUCUUACAAUAAGGAAGUUUGUGGCGUCAGGCUGCAGACAAUCAGAUCCUGCGAUGCACCAAAAGUGAAGUGCUGUUGAUAUUUUGUAGGUACCUUCUUCA